Messenger RNA from Penicillium manginii, 1950 nucleotides. Its product is annotated as Zn(II)2Cys6 transcription factor domain-containing protein. Gene Ontology annotation, molecular function: transcription cis-regulatory region binding; zinc ion binding; DNA-binding transcription factor activity, RNA polymerase II-specific. The transcript has 6 exons. The coding region runs from base 1 to 1950 and encodes 649 amino acids. Lineage: Eukaryota; Fungi; Ascomycota; Eurotiomycetes; Eurotiales; Aspergillaceae. Gene Ontology annotation, cellular component: nucleus. Gene Ontology annotation, biological process: positive regulation of transcription by RNA polymerase II. The record is from RefSeq and is a predicted model, not a curated record.
AUGAGUUUACCUUUGGACCAGUACGUUGCCGAUGAUGCAGAUUCUGAUUGCAUCGCAACGGUGCAUCUGCGAUCACCUUACCGGCGGCCACGCAUCCGAAAAUCGCGCGGUCGCGGCUUACGAACGAGGAACGGAUGCGUGCAAUGCAGGAAACGACAUUUGAAAUGCGACGAAGUUAAGCCGACAUGCGGUGCUUGUGCCAGAAAGGACAAUACCUGCGAGUUCGCCAGCUCGAGCCGCCACAGCACCAACGUUUCGAUUUCCGACAGGGCCUUAGCGAAAGCUGCCCCUGAGUUAUCCGCAGAGGAGAUACCAUCCACAGUGAAAAAUAACAAGCAUGCAUCGAUUACAACCCAGACGGAGCAUGUGAUUUUUGACCCACCUGAAGCUAUUGUCCCCGCGGAGCCUAGUCCUGCACUCGAUACCAACCCCUCUCCGCCUGUCGAAUUUGAUCAAUCGACGGGAGCUGAAAUCAAUUCAAUUGAAAGACCAUUCAUUGCUCCAGAAAAUUAUUUGUCACCUUCCAAUGCCUCGUUUGCGGCUGUACGAUGGUUCGGCCUUCUGGUGAAUGAUGCGGCUCGAGACAGUUCAACAGUGUGGACAACGCAAGAUUCCUGGGCGAACCAGAGUCUCUCGUUAGACCACUCUAGCUCUGAUGAACAAACUCAAGUUAGCCCGCUGCAAUGUGCGACUCAAGUAUUAGAUGGUCCUUCCAUAUACGAGAGUCCUGGCCUGACGCAUGUUGGUUCGUCAGAAGAAAGCCCGCUCGAAGAAGAGCAGAUUUGGCAGUCACGGGAGCCAAUCGAACUUCUACCAGCUGAGGCAGCCUUGUUUGGGCAUUAUGUAGAUCGAGUGAGCCCCUGGAUAGAUUUACUUGACCCCAUGGCCAGAUUUUCUACGCUCGUUGCGCACUUAGCUAUACACAAUGCCGGCCUGAUGAAUGCUAUACUCGCUCUCGCAUGUCGACAUCUAGCUUUGAAUCCACGACUGAAUGACCCUAACGCCCCAAAUCAAGAAGACUCGGCUCUUCAAUAUUACUACCAGACCCUUCACUAUGUCCAAAAAUCUAUGCAAUACACUGGCUACAAAAGAAGCUUAGAGCUUCUUGCGACCACUUUGAUCAUCUCCGCCUACGAGAUGCUUGAUAAUUCCACGAAAGAUUGGGAGAGGCAUCUAGAAGGUGUGUUCUUAAUACAAAGAUCACAAACCAUUCAUGGAGAAUCUGGAGGGUUGCAUUCGGCUGUGUGGUGGGCAUGGCUCUGCCAGGACAUUUGGGCGGCUUUCCGAGAGAAACGCAAAACUCUUACAUUUUGGGUUCCGCAAAAGCCACUUUCUGCAUUGUCACCAUACGAACUUGCAACACGCUCAAUAUACAACACGGCGAAGGUGAUCAGCUACUCUGCUGAGGCCGUAGUUGGGGCAAACAUCGGACGGCGAGCUGAUGAGGCGACCUGUCUCCACAAAAUGUUGGAUGAUUGGCAAGAGCAUCUAACCAUUGAAUUUUCUCUACUGCCACUCUGCUCACGCCAGCAGUCGUCAUACUUUCGACCAAUUUGGGUCCACCCACCCGUCUUUGGUAUGAACGAAAACACUGGUUCGAUCCUUGAAAAAUUCUAUUGCUUGCGCAUGAGCCUAGCUUGGGGGGGCAUGGAGCAGUAUCUCGAACGACAAAGUGUUAUUAAACGCUGUGUAGAGAAUAUCUGUGGCAUUGCUGUUCAACUAAAAGACGACCCAUCUAGUCUGAUGUCAUCGCAAGCUGUGUUCAUUGCGGGCAAGUUCACUCAAGACCAACGUGCACGAGAAGCUAUAUUGGAGCUACUAAAAUCCAGUCGGGAGCGGAGCGGCUGGCCAACUCGAUCUUUAGGCGAAGAACUGCAGCAUCUUUGGGAAGAUCAUGAGCCGACAAAAAUCGCAGCUGCCGCGAACUUAGACAUGAGCUCUAUUCAAUAA